CCCGCGGCGGCCGGUCGUGUCGUGAACACGAUGUAAUUUUCCGAGAUCCCAACUCUCUUCUUCUAUUCUAGUACUAGUUAACGAUACGUAUCAUGUAUUUUCUAUAGAAAACUUUGGUGCUCAUUAGGGAAAAAAAAAAUAUUUUUUAUAUUUCAAGUUUGUUAUGAGUUGGUAGAUUAGGCUUGUUUUUUUCUCUCGGAUAAGUGAAAACGCAAGCAAGAUGAAUUUCAUAGGCGCGGUUGGUGGUGACGGCGAUGACAGCGACGACAAGGAGAAGGAAGAAGAAGCGGAACGUGAACGGCAGGAGGCCAUCCGUGAAGCUGAGGAGAGACGCAAGGAGAAACAUCGCAAGAUGGAGGAAGAGAGGGAGAAGAUGCGACAGGAGAUUAGGGAUAAGUAUAAAAUCCCAAAGAAAGAGGAAAUGGUUGAGCAACAACAACAGGAGCCAGACAAUCCUCUGAUGAGGAAGAAAAAAACUCCCGAGGAGUUGGCUGCUGAAGCGGAACUGGAAGAUCAGGACGAGUUCACGAAAUUGAAGAACACCAUCGAGACCCAGGUGAACGAGCUGAAGUCGCAGAUUGAGAGCAAAUGCGUGAUGCAGUGAGCAUCGCGGCCGAGGCUGAUCAUUCCGUCACAUCAUACACACACAGUACUAACCCUCAGAACCAUUUCGCUCAAACAUUUCGUAGGAGAGAUUUGAAUUCUAAAUUAUUUCGGACGUAGUUGGCUAGUGGCGCGUUGGUGCUUGAUAAUAAGCAAUAAUAUUUUUAUACAUUCAUAAUAAAGAGCCUCGACACAACCGACCCACGUUGAUGCGUUAGGUCAAAAAGUCAUCGCUGCUGCGAUCAGACAUUAGGAUAACCUGUUUUAUAUGUUAACGCUUGUGAUAUAUUGUUAUUUAAGUGUAAAGAUGAAAAUUUUAAUACAACUUACGGUAUAAAUAGCGCGAAUAAUUUAAGAAGUCUUGCACGCGUCUAAUUCUGCUCUCUCUUCCCCUUGGACUCCGACUUACAUUAAAAUAACAAUGUAUUCGAUUGUAAUAUUUGUUUCAUCCAAAUUCCCCUCGGCUCGGCACUUGGCAGCCGGCAGUUGGCAGUUGGCACUGGGUGUGGCUUGCGCUCUUCGAUCUUCUCUCUCAGCUCUUCGACUUUGCCUCUAAAUCUUUUGCAUGUUCGCUUAUUCAAUGUGUACGGAUCGUGUCAAGUAUUCCGUUAGGAUAGUAUACCUUAUCGACCUAGCCUUAAAAUCCACAUCGAAAUUGUAAUUCAUAGUUAACAAUAUUGUUGUUAUCGAGCGUGACUCGCUCGUGUUCGUUGUCAUUUUGUUCUUGCAUGUCUAAUAUAAGAUCAAUGUUCGUUUAGUAUAUAAUAUUGUAGAUACGACACCUUGUUGUUCCGUUUGUCAGUUAGAGUAGUUGACGCGAAUCUAAUGUUUAUCGAUGUUUUAUGCUUAGAGUAAAGUUAAUGUUGUGCGAGUAAAUUUUUCGAGCGAUUGGUGUCGUACGUUUAUGAAGAUCCGCCAGCCUAUGAUUGUCCGUUUUGAAACAACUAUAAACGGAAACUUAAUCUAUGCGUUGUAUUGCGGAUGGGAAUGCAGGUUUAUGAAUUGUAGAAUGGAUAAUUGUUCGAAUAUUAGACUCCACUUAAGCUGCAAAUGCAAAAGAUUUGUUAUCGUCAAAAGCUGUGAUAUAAGAAUAAAAUAAACUAACGCUGUGCGCCCGACGCGGACCGACCGCUCGCGCCCUUCCAUUCCCUUACAUUAGCUCUUACGUAUUUCCCUUUUUGAUCUUUCACUAUAAUACUAUUAUCAUCUUUAAAAAGCACACUUCAACAUAGUUACGCUCUCAUAGCAAAGCAUGGACAAUUAUUGCCACCUUCAUUAUACUUUCAGGUCAAUUAAAAUUACCUUUGCAAAACUCUAUUCCAUAUACACCCCAAAUGUAAAUAUGAAUCAAUAAUUUCUGAUUCUGUAUAAAGUUAUAUUUUCAGAUAAGAUACCUAUUUCUCGCAAUAUAUUUUCUUAGCUUACUUCAAUAGAUCUCGCUAACACUUCUAGCCACUCAUUAAACUCACAAUCAUCCGAUCAGGUCAAGCGACCGGUCUCUAUAAGCUAUUUAAAACUUCACAAUCUCUAAUAAUUAAGAUAAAAGUUAAAUCUUCACAGUGUACGUGUGUUAGGCUAGGUUAAUCAUAUAUUGUAAUAGUUCUAUGUAUGCGCAUGACAGAUUUUAGCUAAACGGUUGUUCGUAGAUAUUUGGGAUAUACAAUGAUAGGCGUAAGAUUCCACCUUGUCUGUUGAAUUUUUUAAAUGAUUUUGGCAUGACCAAUUUUGAAAUUAACUUUUGGAUACAGAGCUCGAGUACUAAAUAUCUGAAAACGAAUCCUUCACUAACUCUGCCAAUAAAUAGAAGUUAUUGAAAUGGUGGCAUGAAUUUUAAUUUCUUAAAUUGACUCGCUUGAACGUUGGAUUCAGCUCGCUGCCAAUGUAUUAUUAUGAAUGUAAAAUUCAAAGUAUUGAUCGACCGUAUAACUUUGAGGAUUUGUUUUCAUGUUACCGAUCAUGACUACUAAUGUUUUCAGAUCUUAAUAGCUCAGCCUACAAAAUUUGUACACGUCUUAACCUUCUUGCUCUUUCCUCUCUCCCUUUCGCCUGUAGAACUAUAACCUUCGUUGUUGGCUCUCACUACGUAGUUAUAGUUGAUUAGGGAAUUAUUUUGAUACGUAGCGAGUUUUAGAUGUAAUGUAUAUUAAUAAAUUAGCUAACUGUCACUAAUUUCAAAAAGCUCGAACGUCGCGUGUGGCUGCAUGGAAUUUUAAAGCUCUGAAAGUGUCGUUUUCUCUCAUUUGUCUUUUUUACACGUUUCAAAUAUCCACGGAUUACGUGUAGACGCUUUUAAAGCCACUAUAUGUAUGUAAGCUUUAGAUGUUUGGUGUAUAGUAACGUAUAACGAAUGAUUAUGGUAAGGUAAAUGAUUGCUUCGAAACGUGAAGGAAUUUGGGUGAUAUCAAAUGGUUGUCGCAUGUUUUUUAUUCGAGUUCACUUGUAUUAGCAACUAUGCAUAUAAUUAACAGAUUAAACACACUUACACCCUAAAGUCUUUCAAGGUUAGAUGAUUACCUAAUUUUUAUUUGAUUAAACAUAUUUUAUAUAAAACAAGGUUUAUACAAGGUAGAUGCGUAGUAUAGAAAUAAUUAUACAUUAUUUAAUAAAUCCCGUGAGAAUUUGACUUAUUUACUACAUUUGUAGCAUAAUUUUUAAGACCUAAGUGAUUUGACCAAUUUCUGACUUUUCAAAACAAAACCAGUUGAGUGAUUGAUCUUAUGACUUUUAUACUCAGGGUAAUGUUACUAUUGUUGUUUUUUAUAUUAUAUCUGUUUACAUUCUUUAGAAGGUGUGACUUUUUGGCCUUGCGGUGCCAAUAUCUACCGUCUUUUCAAACCCUGCUCUGCUCGCACUUUUCUAAUGUAUGUGGUUAUUAGAUGGCCGUUAGUACUUACAAACUCAUAAACAGCGUUUAAAUUCGUUUUUAAGAAAGACUAAUAAAGUUGUAUAUGAUAUAUAUGUUAACGUGCUUAUCAAAAUGUUUUGAUAGUACAUAUAAAAAUUAACAUGCGAGAUUUCAAUAUGCGUGUGUGGGUUUCCCAGUAUAAAAUAAAAACCUUACAAUCCAUACAGAUAUUGCUAUUAAUAAUUAUUUAAACGAUGAAAUAAAAGGCGUAAGAAAAACUAUACAAGAUUUAAAAAUUAGUAAACAAAAAGCAAAAACUUAGUAAGUAGACAACUUAGAGACAACGACACUUCGUACUACACUAACACAAGAGCUUCAAAACACAGUAUUAAUUGAUUGUUAGAUAAAUAUUUAUAUAUUUUGUAGACUUUUCCGAAUAGUAUAGAAAUAAUUUUGAAGAUCAAGGAACUGAUGUUAAAGUGCCACAGACUGCAAAAACUGCGCUUUGAAUAAUAUUUUUAACAAAAUUAUAAUAUCUGUAUUGUCCGUAAAAGUCUUUGUUUGUAUUUAUUUAAGUACAAUUUUCAUAGAAAAUAUUUUAAAUAGCAUUUUACGUGAAGGCAUGUACGGUUCGACGAGCCCUUUAGUUCUUGCUGCCCUUGAGAAUAAUAUUGAAACAACUUUGAGGUCUCGUUCGUCCCGGUACCUGCUUCACUUGUUCACAUAGGAUAGUUAUUUGGCCAAUUUAAGAUCACCUAGUGCGUUAGCUUUUAAUAUUAGUGACAUCUAGUGGUAAAAUUGCAAGUUUACGAAAAUUAAAACUAAAUAUUUAAAAAGUUGUGUAAAACAAAAUGUAAUUGAAUAAAUCGUAAUCCAUUAAUCAGGUAUGAACUUGGUUCAUAAGCAUGUUGUAUUGUUAUUAUAAAGAGAAGUUUGUAGUUUAUCCACGAUUAAUUAACUUAGAGUAAUGGAGGAAAACGAAAAAGGUUAUUGUUGAAAAUGUUUUUAGGUAAAUAAAUCGGAUUGAGCUUUUGUGAAAACCUUGUUGUUAUACCUAACCUUGAUAAGUUCUCAUUUUCCGAGCUCGGCCAGACUGCCAUUUGUAGUCUUGCAUCUAAUUAGUUCCAAAUUAAACUGUCUCUACUAUCACAUACGUAGUUUCGUACUAGAAUAGGCUUUUUCGCUACUUAUUGUUUUAUAUCUAACUGUUGCAGUGCAUUGUUAAAUUUAUUUACUCCUUAUUAGUUAUGUAUAAAGUUUAGAGGUAGCCAUUUUCAUAUUAACUUACCGUGAGUGUGAAAGUGGUGUAUCUACCAUGUUGUUAAAUAAUAAAUAAACUACAUUGUACCACCA
Molecule: messenger RNA, 4801 nt
Organism: Pieris brassicae (large cabbage white)
Lineage: Eukaryota; Metazoa; Arthropoda; Insecta; Lepidoptera; Pieridae
Gene: cpx
Product: complexin
Exons: 4
Coding region: 221-604 (127 amino acids)
Biological process (GO): synaptic vesicle exocytosis; regulation of neurotransmitter secretion; neurotransmitter transport
Cellular component (GO): SNARE complex; terminal bouton
Molecular function (GO): syntaxin binding
Source: RefSeq, a predicted model, not a curated record